Messenger RNA from Scophthalmus maximus (turbot), 6240 nucleotides. RefSeq names its product lipin 2 (gene lpin2). Bases 513 to 3401 code for a protein of 962 amino acids. Gene Ontology annotation, molecular function: phosphatidate phosphatase activity; transcription coactivator activity. Gene Ontology annotation, cellular component: cytosol; nucleus; endoplasmic reticulum membrane. The transcript is spliced from 20 exons. The record is from RefSeq and is a predicted model, not a curated record. Lineage: Eukaryota; Metazoa; Chordata; Actinopteri; Pleuronectiformes; Scophthalmidae. Gene Ontology annotation, biological process: fatty acid catabolic process; triglyceride biosynthetic process; cellular response to insulin stimulus.
GAGUUCAAAUGAGUGUACCCGCUCUGUCUGUAUUGGGUGCAGAUGUGAUUAAAUUAGCACUUUGACAAAUUUUUGUAAGCUGAAUUGUUAUUUAAAGUAGGAGUAGCCCUGAAGAGAUUAUUCCUUUUGAUUUACAGGACUUUUUACUGUACUUUCACCUGUUUAUCUUUUGGAUCACAUGGUCAGGAUGUCAAAAAGUUCAAGGGUAAAGUGCAACAAACAACCAACUUGUGCAGAUCCAAUGCAUUGAACGCCCCAUUGUUUGACUCCUGCCGCCUCUCCUUUAUUAGUCAUGCACAAUAACAAGCAAAUGCAGCAACAAUUGUACCAAACACGUGACUGACUGUACUCGUCAUAAGUGCAGAAUACUGCUUGGUCUUUUUCCCCGAGCUCGUACUCUUAUCAGGUAAAAACACCGCAAAGCGUUCCCUUAUCAGCCACACACCACCACCUUAAAGAGGCCAUCCCAUUGGCUGUUUUUUUUAUCUUGUCAGAUGACUACAUGGACAUAAAUGCAUAUCCUGCAUAGAACAGUCAGGAAAAAGGAUGACAAAGUUUAUGUUGCACGCCAGUUGCGCAAUUUCCACUGGCGUGAGAUAAAGUAUCGGUAUUUACCCCUGGGAGGGAUACUCCAACGUGAUAAGGCGGACACCAUGAACUACGUGGGCCAGCUGGCGGGUCAGGUGCUUGUGACCGUCAAGGAACUGUAUAAGGGCAUUAAUCAGGCCACAUUAUCGGGCUGCAUUGAUGUUGUGGUUGUCCGCCAGAGGGAUGGCACAUACCAGUGCUCACCGUUUCAUGUGCGCUUCGGCAAGCUGGGCGUGCUACGUUCCAAAGAGAAAGUGAUUGACAUUGAAGUGAAUGGAGAGCCCGUAGUCCUGCACAUGAAGCUCGGUGACAAUGGAGAGGCCUUCUUUGUCCAGGAAUCCGAGCAGCAGAAUAUUGUCCCUGCCCACCUGGCCACCUCCCCAAUCCCCACCGAGAGUCACCUGUUCUGGAUGUCAGAGGUGGAGCACAGGGCAGCAAUAGAUCUGGAGGAUGACCACGCUGACCCGGAGUACCCCCAUGAGCCUCCUGCUCCCUGCACCAUGUCAACAAAAAAGAAAAAGAGACGGAGGAGAAAGCACAAGGGUGACCCCCGAAGAGAGGAGCUGACCCCACCCAUGUCAGUCACUACCGGCAACGCUGCUGUUUCUGCUAACGCACCCGCUGCUACGACUGCUGCUAUAUCUUGUACUGGGCAAAAUGAAGAGAUCUUCGAGAUAGAGAUGAGCUCUGACGAGGAGGCGGCAGCACAUGUCUCUAGGUCGCCGUCAGUGACCACAAUGCGUGACAUUGACCCCAAAUUACCAGCAGCGAGACACAACGUCGAUGGUUAUGCAAUGUCUGAUGGGGACUGGCCGGCAGAUAAAAGUCAUGGUUUGUCUCAGGCCUUUUCCCCAAAGAGUGACUCAGAACUGUUGGUCAGGCCUUCAGAGAGUUUGCUCAGAGCCGAGUCCCACAUGCAGUGGACCUGGGGAGAGUUUCCAGAAACAACCAGGAUCACCAAGAAAGAGAAACCAGAACCAUUGAAAACAGUGGUCAUCACCCCAUUAGAGAGCACCCACUUCCGCGUCAUCCUCAGCUCCGAGGCCAUGGAGAACGAAAUAGAUACCGAAAAGGAACACGUUGCCUCCUCCUCAGUGUGUACUAUUGUCAAGCCCGAGCCACGCACUCCUAUCACCACGGAAACACCACUGAAUCCUCUCGCAUCUGUCUCCACCAUAACCUCCGAGAGUCCCGUGACCCCCACUGAGCCCCUGGAUAUCCUGCCCCCAAAUGUGGCAACCUCCACCCCAACCAACAGCGAUUCACCCUCGAGGAAGAAAGGGGUCCCAAAGAGGAGUCAGCAUCAGGGUCCUGAGGAUAUUUACCUAGAUGACCUGAAUGUACUUGAGCCCGAUGUUGCUGCAAGAUAUUUUCCUAAGAGUGAGUCUGAGGCAGCCACAAAGCACUGGAUGGACUCUGAGAUGCGCUCUGGCUCACAGUCCCCUCAGUCGGUGGGCAGCGCUGCAGCUGACAGUGGGACCGAGUGUCUUUCUGACUCAGCCAGCGACCUCCCUGACGUCACCCUUUCUCUGUGUGGAGGCCUCACAGAAAAUGCUGAAAUAUCCAAAGAGAGGUUCAUGGAGCAUAUCAUCACCUAUCUUGAGUUUGCAGAAAAUCCAGCAAUUAUAGAUAACCCCAACUUGGUGGUAAAAAUAGGAAAUAGAUAUUAUAACUGGACAUUAGCUGCACCCUUGAUUCUAAGUCUACAAGCAUUUCAGAAGAAUUUACCAAAGGCUACAGAGGAGGCCUGGGUGAAGGAGAAAAUGCCAAAGAAGUCAGGCCGCUGGUGGUUCUGGCGAAAGAGGGCGGAUAGUACAAUCAAGCAGUCAGAAACCAAGCUUGAGACCAAGGAGGAGUCUCAUUUGGAAGAGGGGGAAGGGCCCUCCAUAUCCCAGGAGAAGUUGGCCUUACUACCUCCAGCAGGAGACUCCUCCAGCGAUGAGGAGGCCAAGGAAGUAAGCGCUGCAUCCUGCCAAGAGAGACUGCAGCCAAUCGAUGGCCAGCACCACCCCAGCCCACACACUUACAGGAAGUCACUACGCCUCUCCUCUGAUCAGAUAGCCAGUCUGAAACUGAAGGAGGGACCCAAUGAUGUGACGUUCAGCAUCACCACUCAGUACCAGGGCACAUGCCGCUGCGAGGGCACCAUCUACCUGUGGAACUGGGACGACAAAGUCAUCAUCUCUGACAUCGACGGCACCAUCACCAAGUCGGACGUGUUCGGACAGAUCCUGCCCCAACUGGGGAAGGACUGGACCCACCAAGGCAUUGCCAAGCUCUACCACUCAGUAGCUGAGAACGGCUACAAGUUCUUAUACUGCUCGGCUCGGGCUAUCGGCAUGGCAGACAUGACAAGAGGCUACCUGCAGUGGGUCAACGACGGAGGCACCAUUUUGCCCGGAGGACCUCUCAUGCUGUCUCCCAGCAGCCUCUUCUCUGCCUUCCACCGGGAGGUUAUCGAGAAGAAGCCAGAGAUCUUCAAGAUUGAAUGCCUUACAGACAUCAAGAACCUGUUCCAGCAUAACAAGCAGCCGUUCUACGCCGCCUUUGGGAAUCGAGCUAAUGACGCGUUUGCCUACAAGGAGGUGGGAGUUCCUGUGUGUAGGAUCUUCACUGUCAACCCCAAGGGAGAGUUGAUCCAGGAGCAGACCAAGAGCAACAAGUCUUCCUACAGCAGGCUCAGUGAGCUGGUGGAGCACGUGUUCCCUCUGCUGAGCAAAGAGCAGAACGAGGCCUUUGUUCUGCCAGAGUUCAGCUCUUUCUGUUACUGGAGACAGCCCAUACCGGACAUCGACCUGGACCAGCUGCUCUGAUCCAGCACAUGUGGAUACCCAGGUAUACACGCGACUAGACUGUGCACUUAAACGCAUCUCCAGGAAAAAAACAUGUGGACUGGACCCCCCUCCAACUUCCCUCCAUAGUUUUCAGACGCAACAAAACAAUGAGUGUGACACAGGAAACAGGGUUUGACCAGAAACACAAAAAAAGCUGUUGAACCAUAAUCACCCAUUAGUUAUGAGUAGAAGAACUGCAAAUCCUGUUUAAUAAAAAUAAAAUCUCAUCCCUGGGAGACAAGAGUCUAACCACGUUACUAAAUUAUUAUCGUUAUUACUUCCUCAUGCCUGUGAAGGCAGCAUAAUCCAACGAGCACUCUUUAGUCCCCAUCUCUAUGAGGAGUCCAAGCUGUUCGGAAGGAAACGUUUUCCGAACUCCCUAAGAAGUAAUAUUAAUUAUUAAAAGCAGAAAAAGAUGUUUAAAUUAACACAGGACUCUGUUCAUGUGCUGGUAAUAUUUCAGCUGUGGCUGCUGCCCAGACGCACGUAUCCAUCCCUUUAUUUUUAGUUUUAUAAAAAUAAAAGUGAUAGUGGCUGGCAAGUCUGCAGUAUCCAGGAACCUACUAUAGAACACUCAGGAGAGCUAACGCUGGUGUUCAGUUCUCUUGCCUCACACUCUGGACUCUGGUCAGACUUCAGUCAUCAGCCCCGGUGACGCCGUCGGACUCAAACCGAUUCCAGACGACCACUUUUUCCCCGGAGACGUUACGACCAUCUUCGUCAUGUUGGGUUUGUACUCGGGACUUUUGCCAACAAGUAUGUGAAGAAGUGCUGUUUAAAAAAGAAAAGAAACAAACAACAAACUAAAUGAAGCAGCUUCAUGAUAUAUUGUCUUACUGUCAUUUUAUUGUUUAUUCUGUUCAACAAGCUCUGGCCAAUCAAGUAUGUUUGUUUCUCAUUAUUUAUGAUAAUUGAUAUGUUUAAGUUAUUGAUUUCUAUCAUGAUGCCUUUUUUCUUUCUUUUUUUUGCAUGUCUGAAAACAAGACAUCACAAAUGCAACGUGGAAAUACUUCAAACUUUGUAUUGUGUACGAUUGGUCACAGGUUGACAUGCACUUAACAGCUACGCCCUGUGCGAACUUAUGACCUGUACUCCUCAUUUCAACAUGUAUAAUGGUCUCACACAUUCCUGAGCAAACCUCAGAAUCUGCAGCUAUAGUAUUAAAAUAUGUGAGUAGACGUAACUCUGAGUCGGAGCGAUGGAAAUGAGGAGAUCUACAAAGAAGGAUGAAUGAAGGAUUUUCCGUGUGCGGUGUGUUGCCUGUAGGAUGGCUACGGGAUGAUGCGUGCGUGUGCGUGUGUGUGUGCGUGUGCGCCCCCGCGUGUACCUAGUCACUGGGUGAGCGGCUGCUGUCGGGGUGACGGUAUCCUGCACCCUCCGCUUAUGUUCCCUCAGUGGCUCUACCGACGCACUUUGUCUAAAGCUGCAUCCAGAGACGCAGACUUCCAACUCAGCACACGUCUCACCCACAUCCGCUUCCCAGACCAGAGUUAUGCAACUUAUCACAGGAUGAAGGAGUUGUAGUUUUACCUCGUAGUUGUUGUGAGUGACCUUCGGAAACACCACGGACAAAUCAGCUAUUCUGAUAUAUAAUAUAUCUGAAAUGUGUCAAUGUGAGUAACCCAUGAAGGGCGGUGAGUGUUGGGGGGGGGGGGGGGGGGGGGGGGGGGGGGGGUUGUGAUGCAGAACAGACAUGAGAGUAGUAUCACAGCCACCCCUGUGUGUGUGUGUGUGUGUGUGUGUGUGUGUGUGUGUGUGUGUGUGUGUGUGUGUGUGUGUGUGUGUGUGUGUGUGUGUGUGUGUGUGUGUGUGUGUGUGUGUGUGUGUGUGUGUGUGUGUGUGUGUGUGUGUGUGUGUGUGUGUGUGUGUGUCGAACAGUGAAAAAGACUGAUUCUGUGCCUCCAGUGACCAAGGGAAGAGCCAUCGGGUCGUGUUUGGAGAUAAACAGGAAAUACUUGACCGUGCACAGGAAGCUCUUUGAAGCGAUCCGCCGUCGUCGUGUUGCGUUUGUUGUAGGAAAACAAUUGUGAUUGGCAGAUGUGCCGACCUGGAUCAUACCUCCUGCACAAAGUGUAUAACUCGGAUGAUGAUUUGUGCUAAAGAGCAUUGAAAAUAGGAAAAAGGAGCAGGAGCAAGACAUGACGGGGGGGAAUCUAAAAGCACAAUAGACUCUGUGGAGAUUGUCCUCUAGGUAUUGGUCAUCAUCAUUUGGCCGAAGUGUUUUCACUCUGUAUCGCUGAUGUUUGUUUGUGAUAAAUUAAGAUGCACGUUUUUUAUGCUUUUGAUUCGUUUUUGCUUGUUUGUUCUCUUAAGAAGUUUGGUGAAGUCGGAUGAAUCUAUCUUAUAAUUAACUAAAUGAAUUCCAUUCUUUCUAUGAAAGUGAAGCAUCUUGUGUGGAAGAAUCACACUUCACCCUCUUUGAUCCUGAGACACGUGGUGUAAAAUAUUGUUUUCACCGCUCGACUGCUGUGGGGAAAAACGUUCCAGUUCAUAUACUCAUUUAUCACAUUCUUCUGUCUCUGAUGCCUUUUUUUCUUGAUUGUUUUGUUUUAUUAUUCCUUUUUAAGAUAAACGAUGAUCUUUUGCGGGACAGUUUGCUUCGUUCUGUUUGGAGGUGAUGCUCAUUCUUUUUAAUGUCUGACCGACAGAGAUACCGUAAGUGUAUGCUGUGUUUGAUUUGUAUUGAGACGUGGUUGCAAAUAUGUUUAAAAAAAGAGAAUCCAUUGUUAAGAAGAAGAAGAAAUUCAGGCCUAAAUGAAGCUAACGGAGUGUGGCUUGUGGUCAUAUUUGUAUUAAAUAAAGUUUCUAAGUGAAUGAC